AUUCCCAUUUUUUUUUUUAAUUCAACUUUGAGAGGCGUUGAAGGUGAUUUCACGUUAUCGGAACCAAUAUUUAAAAAAAAUUGUCUCGUUUAAAUUAAAAUCACUGCAUAAAAAUUUGAAGUUACAUCCGCUAUAUAGUGCUAAAAACUAGGUUGUAAGGUGUACAAAAAAUUAAUUUCAAAUAUGCGUUUUCAGUGUGACAUUAGUGAAUUUUUUUGUGUUACUUUAAUAUUUUCAUGUUACAUCGCGAUUGGAUAUUCAAAUUCAACAGUGGUUAGCAAAUUUUUACUGUACUCGACGAAACACUACAUCAAAAGUCGAGUGUUUAAUUCAACAUCAGAAGGAUUUAGCGAUUUCAUUCCACCAAUAUUUUCCAAAAAGGCUCGGUUUGUCGGCGUGGAUUUCGACUUUCAAAAUGACUACAUUUAUUAUUCAGAUGUGCAGAAUGAUUUCAUAUACAGAACGCGCAGAAAUGAGACUGGUAAAGAGAUGGUAACAAAUUUCGAUCACGAAAAUUCCGAAAAUUUGGCUGUAGACUGGGUGGCGAAUAAUAUUUACUUCUUUGAUAGUAGAAAAGGUACAUUAAAUGUGAUAAGCACCAGGAAUUUCACAAAUAGAAAUGUACUGCUUAAAAAUUUGAAAAGACCCAGAGGUAUCGCUGUUCAUCCAAGCCGAGGGUUUGUAUUUAUCUCAGAAUGGGAGAGACCGGCAAAUAUCAGCAGGAUUUACACGGAUGGCACGAAUUUAAUGAUAUUCCGCAAUGUGACCCUGGGGUGGCCUAACGGUCUAGCCAUCGAUUUCGCUGUGGAUCGCUUGUACUGGUGUGAUGCAUUAUUGACUAAUAUAAAGCAUUCUAACUUGGACGGGACUGAUGUUCAGACAAUAAAUUCAGUAUUCAUCAAGCAACCAUAUUCCAUCACUAUUCAUCUAGACUCGAUUUACUUUACUGAUUGGAGAACGAAUUCCAUCAUUAGACUGAAUAAGUUGAACGGUAGUAUGGAAGAAGAGGUUACGAAAGAACCUAAAGAUGAGAGAAUAUAUUGUGUCAAGGUAUACAGCCACGCUGAGCACAAUGCCAGUGAAAAUCAUCCUUGUUUGGCCAACAAUAAUUACGGUGGAUGUCAAAAACUAUGUUUCGGGGUUCCUUCUGAUACAUCUGCAGAUUUACAAGUAAAAUGCGGUUGUCCAUAUGGUGAAAAAUUAGCCGAUGAUGAACGCGAAUGUAUUCCAGAUCCGAGUGCUGAACCAGAAACACAAAAAUUUUGUUUCAAUUCAACUACUUUUGUGUGUAGUACUAACCAGAAGUGUAUAUCAAAAUCAUUUAAAUGUGAUGGCGAAAACGACUGCGGCGAUAAUAGUGAUGAAGCUGGCUGCAGUGAUGAUGCUAAUAAAUUGAAAGAUCGAAACGAAUGCCAUAAAUGGAACCAUUGCGAUCAACUUUGUGAAAAUACCAAAGAUUCUUAUACCUGCUCUUGCUACCCUGGGUUUGAUCUCGUAGAAAAUAAAAAUUGCGUAGUUAAUAACACAGCAACUCCUUACGACAUAUAUUUCGCAAAUGAUGGAUCAAUUUCAAAAAUCAACAGCCUCAGCCAAAACCGUACACUCGUUUUACCCUAUUCUUCAGUCAAUGGCUUAGAUUACCAUUUUGAUAAAAAUUUACUUUUCUGGAUCAGCUUCAGAACGAAAAAAAUUCAUUAUCAAGAUCUGAAAAAUUCUACCACCACCAACUCUUCUUCAUCGUCAGCAAUAAAAGGCGAAUUCGAGUUACCAACUUCAUUAUCUCCAGAAGCUGUGGCAGUAGAUUGGAUAGGAAACAAUUUAUACGUAGUAGACUCCUUAGGACAGAAAGUCGAUAUUUUUGAACUGCAUGGACGUUAUCACACCAUAGUAAUGAGUAGAAUGUUGACUGAGCCAAAAGACAUAGCACUGGACCCUCUAUCUGGCUUAAUGUUUUUAGCGGAUGGUAGGCAGAUUUUUCGAGCUCAUAUGGAUGGCACCAAUGCUGAAUCUAUUGUUACCAAAAACGUCUCGUUGGCCACUGGUAUCGCUGUUGAUAGUUUUGGAAAACGAGUCUUCUGGUGCGAUUCAUUACUCGACUAUAUAAUUGAAACCGCUGAUUAUCAAGGAAAUAAUCGGUUUCUUAUUUCAAAGGUGCCAUCGUCUAAAAAACUGGCUGUUUUCGAAAAUUAUAUAUUCUGGCCGGAUGGUAAAGAACACGGUGUUAUGAGUAUGAAUAAAUACAAAGGGUCGUCUUCCAUUCAAGCAGUAUUCAAAAAUGAAGACAUCAGUGAUCUAAAAUCUAUAAAAAUUGUUCAUUCGUUACAACAAAGAGCGGGACAAAAUCCUUGCGGAAUCAACAAUGGCGGAUGUCAUCAUAUGUGUGUGGUGACCAAACUGAACGAAUCUGAUGCUUUAGGGUAUCGCUGUGCUUGUAAUAUUGGAUAUGCUUUAUCGAAUGACACAAAAACUUGUAUAGUGGUUAGCGAAUUUCUACUCUACUCCAGGGAUCGUCAUAUUAAAAGUCGUCUGUUGAAUCAAACUUUGGAAGGAUUUAGUGACGCUAUUUCUCCGGUCAUUUCUAAAAGCGCUCGAUACGUCGGUCUGGACUUCGAUUUUCAAGAUGACUACAUUUAUUAUUCAGAACUAUUUCAUGAUUUCAUAUAUAGAGCUCAUAAAAAUGGAACAGGUAAAGAGAUCGUAUUGGCCUCGCAGAACGAAGGCACCACUGAGAAUUUGGCUGUUGAUUGGAUGGCGAAAAAUUUAUACUACUUUAAUACUGUAAAAGGUACUUUGAACGUGUUAAGCACUAGAAAUUUUACAAAUCGAAAAGUAUUGCUUAAAAAUUUGAAAAGACCCAGAGGCAUCGUUGUUCAUCCCAAUCGAGGAUUGAUAUUCAUCUCAGAAUGGGAUAAAUCGGCCAACAUCAGUAGAAUGCAUACAGAUGGUACAAAUUUGAUGGUAUUCCGUAAUCUAACUUUGGGAUGGCCUAAUGGUCUAGCUAUCGAUUUCGCUGUGGAUCGAUUGUACUGGUGCGAUGCACUUUUAAAACAUGUACAGCAUUCCAACUUGGACGGAACAGAUGUUAAAACAAUAAAUUCGGAUUUAAUCAAGAAACCAUUCUCUAUCGCUAUCCACCAAGACUGGAUGUACAUUACUGAAUGGAAAUUGAAUGCUAUUAUUAAGUUACAUAAGUUACACGGCAAAAUCGAGGAAGUUACCAAAGAGCUUCAAGAGGGUAGAGUAAACGUUGUUAAGGUUUAUAGUCAGAAUGAGCAAGAUAUCAGUAAAAGUCAUCCUUGUUUGGCCAGCAAUAAUUAUGGUGGAUGUCAAAAACUAUGUUUUGGAGUUCCUUCUAAUUCGUUUACAGAGUUACAAGUAAAAUGCGGUUGUCCACAUGGAGAAAACUUGGCAGACAAUGAACAUGAAUGUAUUCCAGAUCCGAGUGCCGAACCAGAAAUCACAGUUUGCCCUGAUUCGGAGGAUUUCGUUUGUGAUAAUCAACAUUGUGUGCUACAUAGAUUUAAAUGUGAUGGCGAUAACGACUGCGGUGAUAAUAGUGAUGAAACUAGCUGUACCUAAUGUGUAAUAAUGUUAUUAAUUUAAAAAGUUCUUUUAAACAAUAAAUUAAAAUUCUAGUUAGGUACGUACCUUUUUAAAUUUUAUCAUGAAACUUGAAAUCGAAAUAGAAAAAAAAACGAUCUUUUAAAAUUUUAGCAUAAAAAUUGGAAUUGAAAUUGGGAAAAAAACGCAAUAGAGUUUGAAAUUCAAAAAAAAGUUGAGUUGGAACUCUUCAAAACGAGUCAAAUCGACCGAACAGUUGAUUUAUUUUCAAAGAAAAAUUUUCCCAACCCUGUUCAGACCUGAUUAAAUCCAAUGAUUUCCCCCUUUCUUUAGAAAAAUAAGGUUCAUUACGCCUCAUUCACUCCAACUUGACCAAAUUUUUGUUGAAAUAUAUUUCAAUCGCUGGAUGUAUUCAUUUAGUAAAAAUAAAAUUUUCGUUGGCAGUUA
This is a messenger RNA of Planococcus citri (citrus mealybug), 4008 nucleotides long. RefSeq names its product low-density lipoprotein receptor-related protein 2-like. Gene Ontology annotation, biological process: receptor-mediated endocytosis. The record is from RefSeq and is a predicted model, not a curated record. Bases 184 to 3579 code for a protein of 1131 amino acids. The transcript is spliced from 16 exons. Gene Ontology annotation, molecular function: calcium ion binding; hormone binding; protein binding. Lineage: Eukaryota; Metazoa; Arthropoda; Insecta; Hemiptera; Pseudococcidae. Gene Ontology annotation, cellular component: signaling receptor complex; apical plasma membrane; plasma membrane.